GAGAAAAAAACACUACAUUGUGAAUAGAGCGUGGAUUAUUACAGGUGGCCCCAUGAAAACGCUGGAGUGAUAAAGAGCUGUGGCGCUGCACACCAGAAAUGGCUAGUUUAGUAGAAAAGCUAUUCUACAGGGUCAUCACAUCACAGACAGUCAGGGCAAGACUACGGGCGCGUAAACAGGAGCAGCCAACUAUGAACGUCGGUGUUGUUGCGUACGCGCGCGUCAGAGCGGUUUAGCCACUGAACAUUCAACUCCGGGGAGUUUAUUCGUUUGAUCUGCUGCUUUUAGAACCUGGACAAUGUGCAUAUGUUGACACAUUAUUAAAUAUUACAACAACCGUUUGGAAGAAAAAACGCUAAUAGUUUUUGGUAGUUUUUGAACAUCUUUUGUAGUCUACAUCUAAAACAAAACAAGAGUUGCCAUGGAAAUGAGUAUGCUGUUUCUGUCUUCCCUAUUGGUGUCUGUAUUUGCCACUUCAGACUCCAGUGUCCCUGAUGAAGAGAAAAGAGAUAAAGACCCAUUUAGCUAUGACUAUUACACCCUGAGGAUCGGUGGGCUGUCGCUGGCUGUGGUGUUGUUCACAUUGGGAAUACUUCUCAUUCUCAGUCGACGGUGCCGCUGUGGAGCUAACAAAAAAACAAGGACAUCUGGGGAUGAGGAGGCACAAGAGGAAACCAUGAUUGCCUCUAAGUCUGCAGCAGCGGCCAAAGCAGAAGAAGGGAACUAACCUCUUCGGACCAGGCCAGCCUCAGGAUCACCUGCCACACUCAUUAAGACACUAUUCACACUCACAAUAUACAUGAUUACUGUGUUUGUGAGAUAUUAUAUAGCAUGGGGGCUGAUUUAUAAUCUGGAACAUUAGUUUAUGUUCUGUUCAGUGUCUUAGUGCUCCUUGUCUGUGCCUUGUAUAACACUUGGGUCUAAUCUGUCUUUAAAAGCCAAUGUUGUCAUGUUACUGACUUGAAUUACUUGUUACAUUAAAUAUGCAUUAAAGAUU
Messenger RNA from Boleophthalmus pectinirostris (great blue-spotted mudskipper), 997 nucleotides. It is a transcript of the gene fxyd6, whose product is annotated as FXYD domain containing ion transport regulator 6. The transcript is spliced from 8 exons. Gene Ontology annotation, biological process: regulation of sodium ion transmembrane transporter activity. The coding region runs from base 422 to 727 and encodes 101 amino acids. Gene Ontology annotation, cellular component: membrane. NCBI's taxonomy places the organism in Eukaryota, Metazoa, Chordata, Actinopteri, Gobiiformes, Gobiidae. The record is from RefSeq and is a predicted model, not a curated record. Gene Ontology annotation, molecular function: sodium channel regulator activity.